Molecule: messenger RNA, 1059 nt
Organism: Parnassius apollo (apollo)
Lineage: Eukaryota; Metazoa; Arthropoda; Insecta; Lepidoptera; Papilionidae
Source: the annotation of a GenBank genome assembly
AUGCCUAAACUAUUGUUGAAACCGUUCAAAGGCAUGAUGAAUGUGCAUCAGAUUGUGUGGGACAAAAAUAAUAAAGACUUAAUUGCUCUUCGACGCCAAAGCUGCAUAACUGAUUUGUGUAAAAAUUAUGCUAUAGCUUGUCCCCACGAUAAACACCUCGGGUUUUACAGUCAUCCCACAGAAGAGUCGAAUCAGACAAACUCUUCUAAAGAACUUGUGAUUAUUUCCAAUGUUGUACUCGUGCCAAGUCGUGAAGAAAGAUCUCGCAAUAAUUUCCAAAACCAGUUUGAAGAGCAUUUGCUCCAAAAUCAAAAAAGUGAUGACGAAUAUGAAGGAGAGCGGGCGUCGUGCCCGUCACUUGAAGUUGCUAAAAUUCAAAGAUCGGAAGCAUUUUUAGCUCGUACGAACGCAGAGUUGCCAAGAGAGUUACAAGACAUCAAAACUGCGAAAUUUGAAGAACAAACGUUCUGCUUGUCUCAAGAUGUUAGCAUGAUUAUAGAAACGUCGGCAGUUACUGAUAUUAAUUCAGAUUUAGAUAUUACCCUAGAGCCAUCCGAAAUUGUGAUGUUUGAGACGUCAACCCCAUUUGAGGCUGCUCCAAUUUAUGCCGAAACUUUAAUCGCUUUGCCGGGUGCUUCUACAGCAGAUAAUGAAGCUAUCUCCGAUCCAAUGAAUGUGUCAUGCGUUGACCCGUUAGGUAGUGAAUUUGACGAAGCAUCUUCCAAUAUAACAGGAUUAGAAAAGGCAAAACUAAAGGAUCCAUAUGAGAAUAUACAAAUAGGCUCGUGGGUUGUUACGUCGUACCAAUGUCAGUUAAAGAAGAAUACUGCCAUAAAGUAUUUUAUUGGACAAGUGAUAAAUAUUAAUCAUGAUGACAACACUUUUACAGUAAAAUAUCUCAGAAGGAUAAAAAACACCGUAAAUGUUUUUUCUUGGCCGAACAAAGAUGAUGAAGACUGUGUCACUAAAAAUGUUAUUGUUAAAGUAUUACAAGAACCCAAUAUAAAUCGCAGAGGCCAGCUUAUAUUUGAUGAUAUCGAAAAUUUACUACCUGAGUAA